This is a messenger RNA of Ceutorhynchus assimilis (cabbage seed weevil), 1110 nucleotides long. NCBI's taxonomy places the organism in Eukaryota, Metazoa, Arthropoda, Insecta, Coleoptera, Curculionidae. The record is from the annotation of a GenBank genome assembly.
AUGUUUGCACACCAAACGGAACAGUCUAGUGGUUCGGUGGUUUUAGAUAUCAUUCCGCCGCAUUACGUAAGCAGUAGUAUUCAUCAUGGUCAACCCAGCCCACCGCAGUCCCCCAACACACCAACAAAUAACUAUAGAUCUGAUUGUGCCAGUCCUGUGGGUUCUGCUGACUUUAACAAAAAUACGCCAACUAGUCCUAAUUCAAACGAUCCAAACAUCCGACGGUAUAGGACAGCAUUUACUAGAGAACAAUUGGCGCGUUUGGAAAAGGAGUUUUUCAAAGAAAAUUAUGUAUCCAGGCCUCGUAGAGUGGAAUUAGCAGCCCAACUGAACUUACCUGAAAGCACAAUAAAGGUGUGGUUUCAAAAUAGAAGAAUGAAAGACAAAAGACAACGAAUGGCAAUUGCUUGGCCUUAUGCUGCAGUCUAUAGUGACCCGAUUUUUGCGGCAUCGUUACUUCAAGCAGCCGCUUCUACAGUUCACUAUCCUCCACCGUCUGCAAUGUAUCCGCCUCACUACCACAGGUAUUCACCUUACCCUACCUUCGGUGGAGUUUCAAUGGCAAAUCCAGGACUCUUGCAUCACCCAUCAAACGUAGGCUUUAAUCCAAAUUCUGGGGGUCCUGGAUUACCCCCAGGCUUAUCGCAAAAUCAACUUCCCCAAGGGUUGAAUAUCAAUUUAAAUUUUGGUGAUAUGCCAUCGUAUCAACAAAUUCACCAAAAAAUUUCUCCGACCGAUUCACAUCAAUCGCAUCGUUCCGAAAUUAGUUUAAGUCCGCCAGUGCAUGACAACUUAUUGAUGCCAGCAGUGAAGAUGCCGCUUCUACAAACUCAGUUACCUAAUGUAGAAAAACCAAAACUAUUUCAACCAUAUAAGUCGGAAUCGUAAGCUAUUGGAUCUGUAUGUAAAAUAUUGUAAAUUAUUACUAACAAUAAUGCCAAAGACAGUGUAUCUACGUAUUUUCUCUCAGUGAUAAGUUGAUUAAUAUGUUAAGCUUAUAGAGCUGAAAUUGUACAUUUCUAGAUAAUAAAAUUUAGGUUGUCUUACAAAUACCUAUAUUGUUGUUUAUUUUAUAGUAGUUAAGGCAUCAUCAAAAUAUCUUUAUAAGCC